Alternaria rosae is the source of this 2625-nucleotide messenger RNA. RefSeq lists its product as uncharacterized. The coding region runs from base 1 to 2625 and encodes 874 amino acids. The transcript has 5 exons. Gene Ontology annotation, biological process: riboflavin biosynthetic process; monosaccharide transmembrane transport. The record is from RefSeq and is a predicted model, not a curated record. Gene Ontology annotation, molecular function: GTP cyclohydrolase II activity; hexose transmembrane transporter activity. NCBI's taxonomy places the organism in Eukaryota, Fungi, Ascomycota, Dothideomycetes, Pleosporales, Pleosporaceae. Gene Ontology annotation, cellular component: membrane.
AUGGACCCGCGCUCGUGGUUCAGCAGCCUGACGGGCUACUUUGUCUAUAUCCUGUCCAUUGCAACUCUCGGCCCGCUCCUCUUCGGCUUUCACCUGUCUGAGCUGAACGCGCCCGAAGAUGUCAUCCGCUGUAAACGCAAGUCCAUCACGUCGGCCGUCGCUGGCUCGAGCCUACCACAAUGCAUCGAGAUGAGCCCGACCGAAUGGGGCGUCGUGGGAUCGCUGUACACACUGGGAGGUCUGAUAGGAGCCCUUUCGGCAGGACCAGUGGCAGGCAAAUACGGACGUCUCAGAUCCAUGCAGAUAUUCGCUCUCUUCUUCGCCGUGGGCCCAAUCUUUGAAGCGCUGAGCCCGAACAUUGGAGUCAUGGCGUUUGGAAGGCUGUUGUCAGGAGUCGGUGCAGGCGCGGCCGUCGUCAUUGUGCCCCUCUACAUCUCUGAGAUUGCACCGCCGGGCGAGAAGGGCUUCUUCGGUGCCUUCACACAAAUCGGGUGCAACGUGGGUAUCUUGAUCACGCAGUUGCUGGGAUACUUCUUGAGCCACGACUCUUACUGGAGGCUCAUCUUGGCUAUCGGAGGUGUCAUCGGUGCUGUACAAGGUGUCGGGCUACUGCUGUCGGUCGAAAGCCCAAAGUACAUCGCAGAGCAGGGUAAUGUCUCGCUCGCGAAGAAGACAUUGCGCAAGAUCAGGGGAGAACAUGCAGACAUUGAAGACGAGAUGAACGACUGGGGAGUCUCGGGCUCCGGCAACGUCAGUGAAGAGGAGCAGACACUACUGAGUAAUGAAGAUGGGUCGGCUGAGGCGAGGCCCAAAGAGUCAGGCAAAGAACAGACGCUGAGCAUCAUGCAAGUCUUCCGCCAUCCCGACUACCAAAAGGCCGCCUUUGCCGUCGUCAUGGUCAUGCUGGCCCAGCAGUUCAGUGGCAUCAACAGCAUCGUCAUGUACGGCGUUUCACUCCUAGCAGGCUUGCUCGAGUCCAACUCUGCGCUGCUCAACCUUGCCGUCUCAGCGCUCAACAUUAUCGUCACAGCCAGCUGCGCGCCCCUUGCUGACAAGCUGGGUCGCAAGGUCUGCCUGCUCAGCUCCCUUGCUAUCAUGGGCACGAGCUCGCUCUUACUUGCUAUUGGCAUUAUCAAGUCGAUAUCUGUUCUUUCCGCCGUCGCCGUCCUGCUGUUCGUGUCCGGCUUUGCUGUUGGUCUUGGCCCUGUGCCGUUCAUCCUAGCGAGCGAGCUCGUAGGCCCGGAUGCCGUCGACGCAACGCAGAGUAUUGCGCUCGGAGCCAACUGGAUCGCUACAUUCAUCGUGGCACAGUUCUUCCCGCUGGCAAGUGCAAAGCUACAUGGAUACGUUUACUUCAUUUUCGCAGCUUUGUCGGCGUUCUUUUUCGCCUUCAUUACGUGGUUCGUGCCCGAAACCAAAGGUAAGAAGAACGCAGACGAGGUUUGGGGCAGAGAGCCAUUCCCGCCGCAUUUCUCACCUCACCUCUCGAGCGCCGGGCGAGACGGCUUCGACUUCCAGACAUCGCAGCUCGAGGCAGAGACGCCGGAACGGGUCGCAAAGGACGAUGCACACCACAGCCCCCCGCACUCGAUAAUAUCGCCUGUCUUUACGCCUCCAGCGACGCCGGGAGACUCGACACCCUCGCGGCCCCGGCCACCCCGCUCCAUACCCGUCGACACCUCAGUGCGCACCGACACGCCGCGGCCGGAUCUGCUGCCCAAGCUACCCACAGUCGAGUGCGAAGUGCGUGCGCGGAUACCCACUACCACAGGGCAUGAGAUGUGGCUGCACGUUUACAGGAACAGCGUCGACACCAAGGAACACCUGGCAAUUGUCUUUGGAGGCCAGAUACGCUCGAGAUCGCUGGAUGCAGAGCGUCCGGGAGAGACGGAGUUGGACCGCAUGACAAGAGGCGCAUAUGUAGGACGCCUGUACCCUGGGAGAACCAGCUCGCGGGUUGAGCAGCUCAAGAGGCAGGAGGGCGUCCCUACGAAGCGCAAGCCCGACGCUGACUCGGCGCACGUGGAUAAGAGCAACGGCCUGUUAUCGCCAGCAUCUGCGUCUUCAUCCGAGAACGGCGACAUACAGUCAGCUUCUUCAAUAGAAUUACCUCUCGUCCGCAUACACUCCGAAUGCUACACCGGCGAGACUGUCUGGUCUGCGCGCUGCGACUGCGGUGAGCAACUCGACGAAGCCGCGCGGCUUAUGGCCGAUCCUACUCUGUCUCCUUCUGGCGGUGCUAUUAUCUAUCUUCGCCAAGAGGGUCGUGGAAUUGGUCUAGGCGAAAAGCUCAAGGCAUACAAUCUGCAAGACUUAGGCAACGACACAUACGAAGCAAAUAUCAUGUUACGGCAUCCUGCAGAUGCGCGAAGCUACGGCUUAGCCACGGCCAUGCUCAUGGACCUGGGCUUAGACGGAGACAGAGGGAUUAGACUUUUGACCAACAACCCAGAUAAAGUCCAUGCUGUCGAGGGCCCGAAUAGAGAGGUUGUCGUGAGGGAGCGCGUAGCCAUGGUUCCGCUUGCCUGGAAAACAGGCGGCAUGAAGGGCAUCAAGAGCGAAGAAGUAGAGAAAUAUCUUAGUACAAAGAUCGAAAAGUUCAAGCAUAUGUUAGAUCACAAAUAA